This is a messenger RNA of Bactrocera latifrons, 1331 nucleotides long. RefSeq names its product probable RNA 3'-terminal phosphate cyclase-like protein (gene Rtc1). Gene Ontology annotation, molecular function: RNA endonuclease activity. Bases 80 to 1225 code for a protein of 381 amino acids. Gene Ontology annotation, cellular component: nucleolus. The transcript is spliced from 4 exons. NCBI's taxonomy places the organism in Eukaryota, Metazoa, Arthropoda, Insecta, Diptera, Tephritidae. The record is from RefSeq and is a predicted model, not a curated record. Gene Ontology annotation, biological process: endonucleolytic cleavage of tricistronic rRNA transcript (SSU-rRNA, 5.8S rRNA, LSU-rRNA); ribosome biogenesis.
UCUACAAAUGAAAACAAUGUGCAUUCUUUUGUAGUUUCUUUAAUUAUUUUGAAUAUUGUAUUAAAUUUAAGUGUUCAACAUGCCACCCGUAUCACAGGAAGGUAAUUGUCUCAUAUACCGAGGCAGCAAUUUUCUCAAGCAGCGCCUUAUACUGUCUUGCCUUAGCGGAAAGCCUGUACAAAUAACACAAAUUCACAUAGACGAUGAAACGGCUCCCGGUUUGCGUGAAUAUGAAAUAGGUCUAAUAAGGUUACUUGAUAAGCUAACAAAUGGUACCAAAAUUGAACUCAAUCCCUCGGGCACCUCUGUUCUGUUUACACCGGGUCUCUUGCACGGUGGUGUGUUGCAUCACGAUUGCUGUAUUCAACGUGGCAUGGGCUAUUAUUUGGAUGCGUUAAUAGCUCUUGGUCCGUUUUGUAAAAAUCCCAUAAAUGCAACUUUAAAAGGCGUAACAAAUAGUAAAGACUCACCAUCAGUAGAUCACAUAAAAGGUUCAGCAAUUCCUGUUCUUAAACGAUUUUUAGUUGUGGAUGAAGGAUUAGAACUUAAAGUUGUUAAAAGAGGUGCAGCACCUCUUGGUGGUGGUGAAGUACAAUUCCGAUGCCCGGUACGUAAGAACUUACGUUCUCUGCAAUUCCAAUCUCAAGGCAUGGUUAAGCGUAUUCGCGGUACCGUAUACGCAUGCAAAGUAUCGCCUGCAAUGGCCAAUCGCACUGUGGAAGCGGCAAAAGGUGUAAUGUUAAAAUUUCUUCCCGACGUAUAUAUAUACACUGAUCAAAAUCGUGGUAAAAUGUCUGGUAAUUCACCUGGUUUUGGUAUUUGUUUGAUAGCAGAAACAACUGAUGAUGUUUGUUAUGGCGCUGAAAGCAUCUCAAACAGCAGAGAAGACGGGAAAGAUCCUUCUGUACCUGAAGAUUUGGGGCGCGAAGCUGCAAUGAAAUUACUUGAUGAAAUUUAUCGGGGAGGCUCUUGUGAUUCAUCGUACCAAUGGCUUGUCACCCUAUUUAUGGCUCUGAGUCAGAAAAAUGUUUCAAAAUUUUUGACAGGCCCACUCUCUACUUAUACAAUACAUUUCCUACAAAAUUUGCGAGACUUCUUUUCAAUAACGUUUAAGCUAGAAAAUCCAGAAAAUGAUGACGAAGAAGACGCCUUGCCAGGCGCCCAAAAAGUGCUGAUGACAUGUGUUGGCAUCGGUUAUACGAAUAUAAGUAAACGUGUCAACUAAAAAUUUAAAAAUUAUUGUUUAUAUUUGGUGCAUAAAUGUGUUAUGAGUCUAUUAUGCCGGUCAUUUCUACAUUUUAUAUCAAAUAAAAUAUGUAAUCUUCAGAAAA